This is a messenger RNA of Chrysemys picta bellii (western painted turtle), 7306 nucleotides long. RefSeq names its product CD247 molecule (gene CD247). Gene Ontology annotation, biological process: T cell receptor signaling pathway. NCBI's taxonomy places the organism in Eukaryota, Metazoa, Chordata, Testudines, Emydidae. The record is from RefSeq and is a predicted model, not a curated record. Gene Ontology annotation, molecular function: transmembrane signaling receptor activity. Gene Ontology annotation, cellular component: alpha-beta T cell receptor complex; membrane.
AUAAGGAGUCUUGAAGUUUAAAUCUCCUCAGUGUGAUAGAUAUGCUUGCUUUGAUCUGCUUAGCUCUUGGAAGUCCAAGGGCUCCGGGCUUCUGGCCCCGUAAUGCCCAGGGUCCCUAGGGACAGCUCUGUCCACCAUUAGGAAUUUUUUUCCCGAGAACCCACUGGGUUCACGAACCCCAGUUUGGGAACCACUGUGCUAGACAUAUACUCAAGAUAGCUAAAAGCUUCUCUUAACCCUUCAGAGAAGGUCUGCUGUCUCCACUGUGGACUUGACUCACUAUAAAGUUGCAAGAUUUGACAACAUUGCAUUGAUGAGGGUUUUGUCCAGUUUUGUUAUAAAUAUUCCAAGCAAUGGAGUUCCCCACCACUUCCCGGUGGAGACUGUGCCAUAACUUAACAGAUCUCCCUGUAUGAAGUUUUUUUUGGUAUUCAAACUAAAUUUCCCCUUUCUUAAUUUCAUCUCAUAAUUCUUAGUUACCUCCUUUGUACCAGCCUAAAUAAUUCUGCUCCUUUUAUUGGCCUGUUGCUGCUCAAGUCAAUGGUAAAACUCAAUCUCAUUGGGUAAUAUUCAGGGAGAUGUGUGCUCUGACCACCCCCUUGCUCCCACUGCUGUUCCUUCUGUCCCUUUAAAAAUUCUGGGGCCUCAUACCCCAGAGAGCUCUGCCUGCCUCGGCAAGCUAAUUUCUCCAUCUACAUACUAGGCAUAAUAAUGCGUAGCUGCUACAUCAGGCAUGCUUGUGAGGCUAAUUUAAUUCUUUGAGCUCCUCAAGGAAAAACACUGUGGAAUGGCUCAGUAUUAUUAACACUGUGAGCUGACAACAGCUGGCCAACUGACUAAGAAAAGAGCCCUGGAAAAUGAAAUCUGCCAAGUUACUGUUUACUUGAAAUAACUCUUCUGUUACUGCCUAUAUAGUUUGCUAAAUUGGAACUGGGCUACUAAAAGGUGCCUUGGUAGUCUCCCAUUUGAGUCAUUUAUUUUGAAUUGUAUAUUAAGUGCUGGUUGAAGGUGUUAGAUUGAAAGCCCCAAGGAGUCCUAUUAAUUCCCAGAGCGUAACAGUUCAGGUAGAAGCAGGGCAAACAUCCCCCCACUGCACCCUGCUAGUGUGUCUCUAUAUCGUCAUGGAGGGACCACUUCUAGGGAUGAGAGGGUUGUUCAGUCUCCUGGCCCACUCAGGCCUUUAGUGAGAGGAGAUGUGGAGUAUGUAGCUCGGACACUGCAAUGCCAUUGUUUUAAAGGUACUACACCUUUAAAUUUUCUAAGAACUCUCCCUCUGUGCAGAGGUCAGCAGCCAUUGUGGCAGCCUGUCCAGAGGGCACAGACAGAGUCUCUGCGGGAGAGUGCACACUGUGCGUCUCCUCCCCUACAGGCUGCAGCAACUCUGAGAACAAAAUGGCAGCUGAACUCUGAGGCGAGAGAGGCAGUUCUUAGCUAUGUAAAGGAAGGGGCGGUACCUUUAAAACAAAAAGCAUUGCAGUUUCCCAGCUACCUACACCCAACAGGGGCCUGUUAGUUCCAAAUUUGAUGGUGCUUUCCUGUCAUGUGGACACUUGUCUAUUAGGAACAAAAUUGAGACCAACUCCUUUCACACAGGCCACCGAGUAGCCAAAAGAGGAUAAAAACUUGUGGUCCCUAGUGGCCAGUUCUGGAUUUAAAUCAGUGACCCAAGAUGAAGAGCUCCGCCAAUCACCGGAGCCAUGUAGUUGUCCGAGGAUGACUGUGUUAUGCCCCGAGUUGUAUUUUCACCUCGGUUUCUGAUUUACUGUACAUUGGACAUACAGUUAUAUUCCAUCUCUUUUGAACUGUGAAUGAAUAUUGUACCAUGCGUACUUUAUAGGCUUCUUGUAGAAGUUCAGUUGCUGCUGAUUUAGAAUUUCUGAGGCUCCAUCAGAAAAACUAAAAAAAGAAGAGGAAAAAAGAAAACCCCAAACAUCAAUACCAAGAAUAUGAAACCAAACCUCUAAAGCUUCCUGGUUGUGAAGCAAAAGAAGGCGCGUGUGUUUCAGCCACGCUGCCGGCAGGUGGACUCUGAAAGAUCUUAUAGACCUCGCACUUCCUGUGGAGGCAGCCAGAAGAACAAAGCCAGUGGAGGUGCCUUUUCUCCUCACCAUCCCACUAUCUGUUAACUCGCGGCCUCCAGCCCCCAGUGCAAUCCGGGGGGAGCAAGAUGAAGUGGAAGGGGAUUGUUAUCUCUGCUGUCCUGCAGGCACAGCUCCCAAUUACAGAUGCUGCACCGGUUCCAGGACUGACAGACCCAAGACUGUGCUACAUACUGGAUGGGAUCCUCUUCAUCUAUGCAGUCAUCAUUACGGCCCUCUUUUUGAAAGCUAAGUUCAGCAAAGCCCCUGAAUCCCCGGCACUGCAGGGCCAGAAUGACGUGUAUAAUAAAUUGUCUCGUACAACCAGAGAUGAAUAUGAUGUUCUGGGAACUAAAAAGAGAGGCUCUGACCUUGAAAUGGGAGGGAGAAAUCAGAGAAGAAAGAAGUCAUCUCAGGACACAGUUUACACUUCUUUGCAGAAGGACAAGAUGGGCGAGGCAUACAGUGAAAUUGGGAAGAAGGGAGAGCACCAGAGGCGGCGAGGCAAAGGGAAUGAUGCUGUCUACCAGGGACUCAGCUCCGCAACCAAGGACACAUACGAUGCCCUCCAGAUGCAGCCGUUGCCCCCUCACUAAGUGGCAUUCGUGCAGUGGACGGGCAAGACUGAGACAAGUCCAGAUGCUUUGGGCGAGGAGAGAAGGGAAACAAUCAUCAAUCCAAAAAAGGCCAUUCAGUCAACACCCAUUUUUUCAGGACUGCAAAUUAUAUAUGCGUGGUUCAUUGCACAAAGUAGGACAAAUCUGGAUUUAGUUCCCCUCCUCCCUUCCCCCCUUCAAAACUAUACAAUCUCAAGCUUUAGCUUUUAAAUGUACAUAUCUGUAAAACUAUUCCUAAUGAUAGUGGCUGUUUUGUACCAGCAAGUGUUGGGCAGGAGACUAGGACGUUGGGUUCUCUUCCUCCUCCUCACUGAGCUGGUUUCUCUGGCUAUUUAAAAUCCCCCCAAAACUACACCCUAUUUACCCACCUCACAGGUGGUUGACAUUUAAUUACUGGCUAAAGCACUUUUAAGGUCCUCAUAAGGAAGGUGCUAUAGCUACCCCCAGUAUUAUCUACAGGAAGACUAAUCUGCAUCAGCAUAACUAUGGCAGUCUCGCUCCAAUAUUUUUCUGCUGUAAAUUUAGCUUUAUUUCUAAGUUGGUUUUAGCUGUGGAGAGCUGUUCUUACUGUAAAUGACGACAUGUUUCUAGAGUGAAAGACAAAAGCUAAAAGCCGGCUCUACCUUGACAGUGUGAGGAGGAUUCAGUGCUAGGCUGCAACAAGAGAUCAAGAAAACAACAUCCCAGUGUGACCAGUUCUUGCAGCACAUGGACGGCAUCCAGAAAUGCUAAUGGACAUAUAUGAAAGCUAGGACACCUUUACCAGCGAGGUUCCAUGGUAAAAACAGGAGUGGUGCAGCAUACAGAUUAUGCUCGAGAACACUGGGAAAGUUGGGAUUUAAUUAAAAAGGCAAGUUUUUUAAUCGACAAUCCAAAACUUGACUUCUCUCUUCCCUCACUGUUGCUCAAGCCACACAAUUUAAGGGAUAUUCCUUCCCCACUUAAAAUACAGCACCGAAGUAUGUUCCUGUUAUAUAAAACAAUGCGAACAAGUGAUGAGUUUUUUGCUAAGGAAAGUGUACAAAAGUCGAAAGAAAUGUAAGAAUUUUUAAAUACCUUGCAGGAUAAUUUUAAAGAUGAGGAGUACAGAUUCAACACAAAGGUGAUGGUGGCUCAGCAAUUCAGAUGUUUUUUGAUGAGGUAAUAAAAUGGAUGGGGAAGCCAUGGAUGUGUAAAUGUGUUUAACUGAGCCGUGUGCCAGUCCUGCUGCUGCUAUCCUGCCACAAGGGCUGCCUGCACCCACCUGAACAGUCACAAUAAUGAUGUCAAACUAAGCCAGGCUGGACAAGGUUAGUACUUGCUGGAAGGCGGCCAUCCAACUAUUGCUGAAAUCUGUGCUGGUGGCAGCAAUAUCUUCAGGCCUGGUCUGUAUGUAGGUAUUUUUUUGCACUGCUUUAAUAAUGAUAUUGGUUUAGAAACAGGUAAACUUACUGAAAUGAGCUAUACCAAUACAAGCACCUUUUAUAGUGAUAUAAAUGCAUCGGCAGUGGGAUGUUGGUGAUUCUACACAUUUUUUUUGUACCACCUGAACUAUAUAGUUUCUAAAUCAAUACAAACACUGGCGGUAGACAAGCCCCUUAAUAUGGCAUUGCGGGCCCUCUCAAAUAUAAAUUUUUGGACUUACUAUUCCUGUUGGGAGACAAAAUGAUUAGCGGCAUGGAAAGAUGGAGUAAAGGGGAUAUGCUAGAGUGUCCGCUAAAACAACAAGCAGAGAAGGUAAAUCCAAUACUCAUACUUACCCCCUUUCAUAAUACAAGACCAAGCUGCCAGUCACUGAAAUUAGAAGACAUUGUGUUUACAACUGCCAAAAAGAAAUUGUUAUAUACAACACAAAUAAGCUAGGACCUAACAGCUAUAGGGCAGUAAAGCCUAGAGUUUCAUAUGAGAUUUUUUAAUAUGUGCUAGGGAAUAAGACAACCACUAACCUGGGGGAGUUAACAGGAAAGUUCCCCUUUAUGCUGUCUCUAGCUAUGGGAGGAUGUUGGCUCUCAGAAGUUCCCUCUAGUAUUUCUUCCAGGACUCGCAAGGCAUCGAAUCUGCAAGGUGGUUUGAAGACUAACAAACUGGCUUUUGGCAGAGGGGCUGGCCCUCGUGCUAUGCACAUGGUAAUUGCAUCCUUUCCCAUUUUCCAAAUUCAGUCUUUACAUUCAAGAACCUUUGUCCACAGUCCCAAGAAGACAACCCAGACUGCUGAUUCUCUUUUAAAAAAAGAGGAGUGGACAAUGCAAUGGUGGCAGAGCAAAAGCUUCUCGAUGAGAGCUGAUCACCUGCAAUAUCCUGCAGUCUGUUCGGCACAACUGACAAAUAGCAAGAGGGAACAUCUCUCAGGCCCAGCUUGGUGGAUCUGAGGAACAGAAAUGAGAUUUUUGCCCUCCAACUAUUGACGUAUUUAAAAACCACAAACAAGUACAUACAUGUUAAAACACUUGGAAAAUGGUUUAAUGAUGUUUACAACAGAAAUGAACUGUACAGUUACAGUAAGUUUAAUAUAUAUAAAAAAUUACAGCAGACAAAUGCAUCUACACAAAAUCUACCAUUUCAUCCUGAUUCACUGUAAUCUACACAAUCUCUCAAUGCCUACAGCCACCUGCAGGCAGCCACUGGGAAAAAAAAUAAAGGGCAUCUUUAAAGAAACAGCAUCCCUUUUAUCCCCCCCAUCAAGAAAAAGAUAUCAAUUAGUUUCAAAAUCAGAGGGGUCUUUCACAUUUCAGUCUCAAGACCAGAUGAGAAUGUAUUUCAUCUGGGUACAAGUAUCGCAUUAAGGUCCCUGACUUCAAGUGUUCAGCUGACCCCAGGUGUACAAGUGAUAGUAUAGGAGGAGAGGUGAGAAAAAGGGUUAACACACAGACUGCAAAUUUAUCUUUGGCUGAAGAGACGCAUAAAAGGAUCCCCCCCCACAGGCUAUUCACUAUUCACAACUCAUUGCUUCACUAAAAGUUAUUGGCCAGCUUCAGCGGAAAGGUUUUUUUCCCCAAAUUCCAACUUUUCACUCAAAGAGAAACUGAUGUUUUCAAACUAAUGUGCUUCCAAGAUUUUUCUUAAAUAAAUCUCGGGCCACUUUCUAACUGGCCCCCCCGCCAAAAAAACAACGGAAAACACCCUUUGACCCAGUUAUGUAAAAAGUAAAUUCAGGUCUUUAGAAAAAUUAAGGAUGCUGUCUCCUUAAAAAAGAAAUAAGGAAUCCCAGCUGGGAAUGGCAGUCAGUGAAAAUGCAAUCCAAAUUGACAGUCUGGUGGAAGGUUCAUUAUGGAAUAUUAUGUACACUUUAGAACUUUUUAAUUCUUUUUAAUUAUGAACACCUAGGCAGUGAAAACUGUUAUGUUAAUACAUACAUAGACACACCCAAAACAUACAAAAAUACUAUUAUUUCAAACUACUAAGAAUAGGACAGUUCAGUUAUCUCCAUGCUAUGACUUUAAGAGCAUUACACUGAAACAAACAAGAAUUUAAACGACAAUUCUUUUAAUAUCCCAGAAAUAUACCAAAAUAUACAUCUAAGCUUUGGAAUUACUGAGGUUAGACUAAUGCAAGUGCUGGGUAAUCGUACUUAAUACACAAGUCUAAGGUUCUGCAGGAAAGAAAUUAUCUUUGGUAUCUGCAUCAGGCUAAUAUUAUUAACAUUUGGAUUUUGCUUUGGGAUAGAGCUUGUAUGACCCUAGAACCAAACACCCCCCAAUCAACUGAGAUUAAAAAGAUCCAUGUAUAAAGUUCCUUCAUUUGCAAUCCCCCCCCAAAAGUUAAAAAGUCACAGGCAUCUACCUAGCAUAAAAGGUUGAGAAAUACAAUGCAUAGUUGCACAGUGGUGCUGCAAAAAUAAUAACAAUAUAGAAAAAAAGCAACUAGAGGAGAAAUGAAAAGCUUUUUCUUCUUUCGGAGAUUUCUCACAACAGGACAGCCUCUUCCAAGCAGUUACGGGGGGGAGGGAAAAAAGCUAAGAAGUGCACCUCAGCGUGUAUUAAUCAACAUCACCCAGCCCCCAAAGGGUUAAAGCACCUAUCAGAGCAGCCAAUCAUGCACCAAUGUCUUCAGCUUCUCAACCAAUCUGUGGCGCUGCAGCAACCCAUCUGCUCUCCCAACCCACCUUCCCCAGUGGCUGCACCCUGGGUUUUUGUGAGCUUAAAGAGCAAGUUUCCUCCACAACACAUUAGCAAAGGGUGGGAUGGAAAUUGCCUGGAUCAGGUUGAGUCCAUUUUGCUGUGGAAGAGCCACACAGUGUCGGGCCAUGGGAAGCCAGGCAUUCCACUUUAGCAGCCUGCUGGGAACCCCCUUCCUCCUCUACCAGGGCUGGCCUCACAGAUGGGAUUGCUGAAGACGCCCCUUUGUCUUUGGUUUGUUUGUUUGUUUUGAGUUUAUACAAUCAUUAGGAAAUCUUUGGUUUUGGCUGGAAAUUUUAAAAGAACAAAACAAAACAAAGAAACCGCCCCCCCGGCUUAUAGCAGCGCACCGUGACCUGUCAACGCUUCUCUUUCCCAUGGGGGUGGAGGAACUACAUUCAAAGUAAAGGUGGAAGGGAUCAAGGAUGCAGCUUCUGGACAGCCCGGGGGAUACAAGAUUGUCAAAUAAUAAAGAAGAAAAUUAAAUAUUUGGAGAAUUUUCUGUUUUGGUCUUUUU